CGGCUGUCAUUGAACAUCCUUGGCUGUCAUUGCGGGUAGUCAUAAGUCAGUAAGUCUGACAACAGUCUAACCAAGAGUUAUUGAAUUGCCCGGGUAGCUGGGUUCAGUUCACUUUCACCUUCUUUCGUGAAAGAAAUUCACACACGAAUCGAUUACGGUGCAAGAUGCCCAAUUGUAAGGGCACGACACAAUGGUCGUGUACCAAAUGUAAUGUAGGUACCGUUGUGUCUAAAUCAGAGAAACAACUGUUUCAAAGAUUUUCAUUCACUGCAGUAAGCCUAAUUCCAUAAUUAGGCUAUUUCUAAUAGCAUAGUACUUAGGCUACAUUAUUAUUAUUAACUGUAAUGCAUACUGAUGUAGAUCUACAUCAGUAAGUUUUUUUUAUAAAAAUAUACUUUUUGGAAAAUAAAUAUUUUUUCUAUAUUUUUCCCUUUAUCUAUGUUUAAUUACCUAACUGUUUCAAUUUAUGGUAUUUAAAAAGGUAAAAUCAUGCAUUUAAGGGUUAAGACUCUUACAUACAAAUAACACAGGUACUUAAAAAUUAAAUUCCAUUUCUUAAAACCCCGUCCGCACGGCAGCCAUUAAAAAGUAAAGUUCAUUGAACCUCGUUAAUUGCGAAGUGCACACAAUGAAUAAAUCGUUAUAGUUUAUUCACUGAGGUAGAUAAAGCUUCCAGUUAAUGAUAUUGAACUUUAAUACGAUAACAAUUAGGUGGAAAUUUCGAAGAGUUACAAUUUUGUGCAUAAUAUUAGCAUCAAUAGCAUUAAAAUUAACACAGUUGGCUUGUUUCGCAAAUCGUCAUGUUCAUUUGGGAUGCACACAUAUACUUUUUAAAUAAGUUUUAAUUAUAAUAAAUGAAUAUGUAGCCUACUACGUAUACAUUAUUUUGUACUAUAAAUGCAAAAUCUGAAUGUUAAAAUCAAACUUAUUUGGUCGGAUAUACAUAAUAGGAUUAUAAGAUUUUAUCCCAUUUCAAAAUAGGACUGUCAUAGUAAAAAAAAAAUCUCCAUGACCCUGUUUUUAUUUUCCCUGAUUUAUAUUACUUUCAGGAGAAUUUUGCCCCCGACAAAUAAUAACAGUUCACUGUUGCAAAUAAGUACAAUUCGUUUCACGUAAAAAAUCACGUGGAACACAUGUGCUUAUUAAUAAACUUAAAACCCGUGAUAUCUAUUUACAAUACUCUUAAUUGUUUUGAAAUACGCUCUUACAAAGCCUCUUGAAGAUCUUAUAUCUAUUUACAAAGGUAUCAUCGUAUUUGCGCAAAAGAUAAAACUCUUGUACAUAAUCUAGACAUAUUAUCUUUUAUCCCAGUCUUUGGUAUUGAACAAAGAAAUUAGUAACGCUGUAUAUGAAGUGUUAAAAGUAUAAUUAAGGUUUGCUUUUGUGAAAACAUUCAGUUUUUGAUUGUCUUUGUCUUAUUUCUACAAAAACAUUUUACGGUGAAUUGGAAUUUUGCACGCUGGCUGAAUUAUUAAGAACAGAGUCAUUAGUGUCGCGUAUAAAAAAAAAAACAAAUCAUUUUAAUUAAGAACAAAAUAAGUUGGUUUUCUAUCAUUAUUGUAUUGGUUGGUUUCUUGCAAAUUCAAAUUGAACGUUAAUUUCAACUAUAACGUGAUUUAAGUGUAAUGGGAAUAUAUUUUGAUUAUUGUUUGCUUUAUAAUCAAAUUGAUGCUACGUACCUACAUUUUCUUAAGUGCCGUAGCUGUAGCGUGUAAAAUUAAACAUCAUAUAUAAAUGCUAAAUAUGUGUUUCAACAAUGUCUCAGUGCAUGUCUUUUUUCUAGUCUGUCGAACUGUGUUAUGUCAACAAAUAUAUUAAUAAUAAAAGAAAAAAAAUGCGACUUAAUGCAAAUAUUAUAAAAUUAGACGCUAAAACAAAUAAUUAAAGUGUGUCUAGUCUUAAAGAUUAAGUCUAAGAUGCCGAGAUAAAGUUAAUCGCAAAGGUAUUAUUUUAUAAGAACAGCUAAAUAAAUCUAAUGACGUCAAUUAGAAGGCUUUAAAAGUAAGGCCGAGACAAGUAAAUUGCUGACGAUGACUAGCUAAUUAAUACACCACUUAAAAAGAUUAAACAAUCACUUUUCAACUGCUUGCUUCCACGGAGACGACAGCAAUUUAGAAAGAGACUUGUUGACAAAAAAAAACAAGUUACAUCUUUAAAAAGAAACUCGUAAAGAAUUGCACUAAUAAUAAUAAUCUUCGAUUACCAAAGACAACAGAGUUAUUGAGCAAGAGCAAAUUGACAGUAGAUUUAAGGAGAAAAGUGUUGAGAUAAAAACAAAAAUCUGUGAUAAUGUGGUGGAACUUCAGUGGUGAAAAUAUACAAAUACAGUGAUAUAAAUAUGAGGAACAGUGACAAAGGAGCUGAAUGGGAGAAGGAGAAAUUGGACCCUAAUGGAUGGGCCCCGACUGUGUCCAGUCAGCAGCAGCUGAACGUGGUCCGACGGGUGUACCAGCAGGAGACCCUCAACAAAGAUGCUGACUACAGGAUACCUGACAGACCGCUCGGCGAGCGGUGUAAAAAAUUCGUGCGCAACUGUGGUUUCGGCGAUUGCAUCGUCAACUCCGUUCCACUGGUGCGAUGGCUGCCGAAAUACAGUUUCCACAAAUACGCGAUAGGCGACCUGGUAGCUGGGGCUACUACAGCCGUCAUGCAUAUACCACAAGGUAUGGCGUACGCCCUCCUGGCGGAGGUGCCUCCAAUAGUUGGGCUGUACAUGGCAUUCUUCCCGGUGCUGAUCUACGUAAUACUAGGAACAUCCCCUCACGUGUCAAUGGGCACCUUCGCCGUAGCUUGUCUUAUGGCGGGAAAGGUAGUAACACAACACGCAACGCCGGCUUCAGAGUUCAUACAUCCAAAUACUACAAAUCCAUUAUUAGUAGAGGGAUUAGCAGGACCAGUACAAUAUACUCCGUUACAAGUGUUAAGUAUAGUCUGCUUUUGCGUCGGAAUAUUUCAAAUAAUAAUGUGGAUACUGCGACUAGGGGCGGUGUCCACGCUACUCUCGGAGCCGCUAGUAUCAGGGUUCACGACGGCAGCCUCCUUCCACGUGUUAGCGUCCCAGCUGAAGGACCUCUUCGGAGUCAAGCUCAUCAAGUUGUCUGGCAACUAUAAAGUACUUUUUACAUUCAUAGAAGUGUGUAAGAACUUGCCGAAUCUGAACUGGGGUGCGUUUGUAAUAUCCUUCAUUACGUGCCUCAUCAUCGCCCUUAACAACGAAAGGCUUAAGCCAUGGGUAAGCAAGCGGUCCCGCGUGCCCGUGCCCAUAGAGUUACUGGCCAUAGUGAUCGGUACUCUCGCGUCAAGGUAUGGCCAUCUGCGGGAACAGUACGGCAUCAGCCUCGUUGGAGAAAUACCUACUGGCCUACCAGUCCCCCAAGUCCCCCCGAUGGCGUUACUCCCCGAGGUGGCAGUAGACGCGUUCACCAUCACGAUGGUGACGUACACCAUAUCCAUGUCCAUGGCGCUCAUCUUCGCAGCAAAGGACAAGUACGAGAUCGAUGCUAACCAGGAACUAUUGGCGCUGGGCUCAAGUAACGUGUUCGCUUCGUUCUUCUGUUGUGCUCCAUUCUGCGCCAGUUUAUCCAGAUCUUACAUACAGUAUCAGGCAGGCAGUAAAACAGGCAUAACCUCCGUAGUAAGCGCAGUACUGAUCCUAUUCGUCCUCUUGUGGAUCGGCCCAUUCUUUGAGCAACUACCCCGAUGUGUACUCGCGUCCAUCAUCGUCGUGUCGCUUAAAGGCAUGUUUAUGCAGGUCAAGGAGCUGGAUAAGUUCUGGAAGCUGAGUAAACUGGAUGCCAUGGUAUGGCUCGUGACCUUCCUCGUCACUAUCUGCAUCAACAUUGAUAUUGGUUUGGGCGCGGGUCUGCUAGCAAGUAUAGGAGCGUUAUUCAUUCGCUCUCAGAACCCUUACACCUGCCUACUGGGGAAGGUGUUGGACACAGACCUUUAUCUAGACACGAGGAGGUACAGAGCUGCCGAAGAGCUGCCAGGCAUCAAAAUCUUCCACUACUGCGGCGGCCUGAACUUCGCCACUAAGAACCUGUUUAGAGACAAGCUAUUCCGCAAAGUCGGCUACCUGAAGCCGACUGAAGUGGCGCAUGAUGAAGACAACAACCUUACUAAGAGCGAGUCUUACGAGUGGGAUCCUAAUAUUAGUCAUAGGGUACAAUGUGUGAUAAUAGACAUGACGGCGUUGUCAUACGUGGACGGGCCGGGCAUCAAGUGCCUGGUCGCAGUACAGAAGGAGCUCGUCGCCAGCCACAUCACUGUGUUACUAGCGGGAGCUAACGGUCCAGUCCUAGAAAUGAUAGACAGGUACAACUCACUAGAGACAGACAUACUACAAAUGGAAACAUUUCCAACAGUUCACGACGCUGUAGUUUUCUACAAAUACUUAGAAUCUAAGAAACACGUGGUCACGGUGACCACGUGAGACCAAACCAUCCCCUUUGGGGGGUAACAGCCAAAUACCAUGGCCUUAUGUAAGGUCGCGUAGCUCAAUCAAUAUAACGUAAUUUUUUACACUUCUAUUUUUGUACUGCCCUGAAUUUUGAUAACUGAUCCUUUUGUCGUUAACAUUAUUUCGGUACAGUAUGUCCAGUAUAUAACUUAUCUUGUGCUAAUUUCAAUUUUGUAAAACCCCUAACUGUCACUAUUUUCUUUUUUAAUCGAUUAAAAAAAAUAAGAAUGUUCUUAAUUCGACCGUGAAUAUGUUUUUCCCUAAAUAAGUUCAAAAACAAACCGUCAUUUUUAGUCAUUUAUAACUUUUAUUCUGUCAUACUGAGAUGUACUUGACAUACUGUACUGAAUAAAGUUUUAACAUUCAGGCCUAACCCUUACAGCUGUAAGAAUUUCGUUCCUAUAAAAUCGUAAACUGUUUUUAACAGUAUUAAUUUAUUUUUACAAGCUACAUGCAGGGUUAAAAUAAAAUUCCUUUUGUAACAAACUACACUGAACUUGGCUCAGCUGUAUUUUAUUUAAUGUUUCAGUACUUUGAACAAUUAAUUUGACGAUUAAUCGUAUCUUCGUGUAAAUGUUGAUUUGAGUGUCAGCAACGUUCAAUAAUGUCGGCCAAAUAAUAAUAAUUAUAUCCAAUACCCAGCUUACAUUACUUUUCACUAAAUACCCCUAAAUAUGUGUUUAAUUUCUCACUAAAAUGUUUUAAGAAUACAGAUAUAAAAUGAUGUUCAAAAUACGUCAUAACGUUCCUAUUUACUUUAAACUGAAUUUAGUGAAAAGUGGUGCAAGUGUGCCUUAAAAUAAUUAUCGCUAAAUAUAAUCAAAACAACUUUGUCUCUACCAACGUUAAACGAUUGAUAGAAAUAAUUGUUCUUAUUAUGUUUAACGCUAAUUUUAUUUAUGUAAUAAAUAAGCAAUUGAGCCUUAUUAAAAUACUUAUGAUGCGUUCCACCAUUUAAAUAUAAUGAUAACCGAUUUUGAGUUGUGAAAUCACCAAUUGACCAAUGGGCGACAAGUAUACGGCUGGUUAUAGUCUAGUUAUAGUUAUAGUUAAAUGGUGCAACCCACCCUUAAAUGAGUGAAUAAUUUAGUGAAAUAUGAAGUACUUAAAGGUACUUAAUCGCUUUUAACGAUUUUAAGUUAUUAAUUUAAGAAAAGCUUAUGUGGAUCAAUAUUUUGUUGCUAUUGUUUAUCAAGCCUUAUAAUUUUUAUUGUACAAUUUCUAGUGUCAUAAUUUAAUUGUAAUCUUCGAAAUACUUGCGGAAAACUGUACACAUUUGUUGUUAACGAAAUAAAGUAGAAAAAAAAAACUUUUUUUGCAAUUAAAAGGCUAUGUAGAAGACCAGUGUAAAUAAAAUAUAAAAAUAUUAACCAAAUACCUGUAUUUCUGAUAAUGUUGAUAAAUGUGUGCAGUUUUCAGCCAGAAGGUAAAUGUAUUUAUUUCUAAAUCUGUUGUGAUAUUUAGUACCUAAUGUGAUUGUACAGAAUGUACUUAGUAUAAAUAAAAUGUUGAAUAUAUUUUAA
Molecule: messenger RNA, 5982 nt
Organism: Helicoverpa zea (corn earworm)
Lineage: Eukaryota; Metazoa; Arthropoda; Insecta; Lepidoptera; Noctuidae
Gene: Prestin
Product: solute carrier family 26 member 6
Exons: 18
Coding region: 2339-4432 (697 amino acids)
Biological process (GO): transmembrane transport
Cellular component (GO): membrane
Molecular function (GO): bicarbonate transmembrane transporter activity; chloride transmembrane transporter activity; oxalate transmembrane transporter activity
Source: RefSeq, a predicted model, not a curated record